Messenger RNA from Hemibagrus wyckioides, 1195 nucleotides. It is a transcript of the gene pnrc2, whose product is annotated as proline-rich nuclear receptor coactivator 2. Gene Ontology annotation, biological process: nuclear-transcribed mRNA catabolic process, nonsense-mediated decay. The coding region runs from base 467 to 877 and encodes 136 amino acids. Gene Ontology annotation, cellular component: nucleus; P-body. The record is from RefSeq and is a predicted model, not a curated record. Lineage: Eukaryota; Metazoa; Chordata; Actinopteri; Siluriformes; Bagridae. The transcript has 3 exons.
UGUGAGAUAGACGAAGAGAAGGAGAGAGAGAGAGAGAGAGAGAGAGAGAGAGAGAGAGAGAGAUAUCGAUAUCGAUAUCAAUAUCAAUAUCAUUUGUGGUAUCGGGUCGAAGAAGUUGUUGACUCCUGAAGGAAGUAGCUUGUUUCACCGAACUGCUGCAGCUGGCGUUCGCGACAACAGUUCCUUAAGGAAGUCGAUUUCAGGGCUUCCUGGGGCGCCGUGUUUGCCGAGGUGAGUUGAUGUUCAGCUCGGAUUCACCACAAAACGUCGCUCUUUGGCACAUGAACACCAUAAAGUCCGUAAAGUCCAGAAACACCGUAAAGUCCGAGUUAAAGACGCGUGCAGUGAGAAGCAGACGGACUUCGAGGACCUGGAGACAGAUCAGUGAGGAGACCGUGAGGAGGAGGAACCUCUGCAGAGUCCACUUUACAUCAACAACAAAGAGGUGACAUCCAGCACAAUCAGAAUGGGAGGCGGUGAGAGAUACAACAUUCCAGCACCCCAUCCCGAUCACUCUGCCUCCAAAAAGCACCACCACGUUGGCAAGGCCAAGCCCAGGUGCAGGAACCAGCACGCCGGCGCCUUUUCCACAUCUCCCGGUGCUCCGACCUCUCCCGAGAAACUGACAGAGAAGAACGGCGGCUCCGUUCGCUUCUCCUACAGCAAUCAGUGCUGGGGAGGAGCCGUGACUCACCUGAACAACAUUCUGGUCACACAGUGCAGCCAUGCCUACGCCGGUGCCAAAUUCAGCGAGCCGCCUUCUCCUAGUGUUCUCCCCAAACCUCCUAGUCACUGGGUUUCCCUUCCCAUGAUUCCCUGUGAUCGACGUGAGAUGAUGGCCUUUCAGUUGAAGAGCCUUCUCAAAGUACAGGCGUAAAAAUCAAUGUUAACGAACCGUCAGUGACUUCAUACCAGGCUCCACUCCCCUGCAACGCUGCAGCGCUGUGAUUUUAAUUGGGACCAUUUCUGCAAACGGUUCCUCUUUAACUGUAUAUAGUUUUUUUUUAAAAGUUUAGCACAGAUAUUGCGUCACUGCAGCCUUACAGGAGGGAGGAGCGGUUAACGGAGUCCAACAUCUAGAUGAACAAAACGAAUUUCCUUCUGAACGAUCUCAUGUUUUUUUGUUUUUUUUUGUUGGCCGUUAACGAUAGUCAGUGUGUGAUGAGAGACGUCCUCACACAUCACAACAUUUUUA